AUGACAGCUUCUCUAAACGAGCAAGAUCUCGCUCAGGUAUCAAGUUUUUUGCAAUCGAAUUGGACAAAAGUAAUUAAUUCAGAUCCAAAACUGAUUAGUUAUUUUAAAAACAAAAAGAUUACGCCGCCCUCAUUCGAAGACGUUUGCACAUGGAAUAUUGAGAAUAAUAAACGGAAACGAAAGUCAUCCGAAAAUGGUGAUUCAAGUAGUGGAAAAAAACCCAAAUUAUCAAAUGGUACUGCUGCAAGUCAUGAUGAUUCAGAUAGUGAGAGUGAUGACGAGGAAGCUGACAAACUAAACACCAAAGCAAAACUGGCAACAGCUGCAAUACGUACAAACACAGCAACAAUCAAGCGUUCGAGAAGCACAACCAGUGACUCAUCCGAUGACGGAAAUGACCAGAAAGGAAAGAAUAAUCAACAAAAAAAACCAUCAGCUCAAUCAAACAAACCUACCUUCUCUCCUACGAAAUCAGCCACAGCACCACAACAACAGGCAGUAAAGAAAGCCGAGACUUCGUCGAGCGAUGAUUCGUCUGAUGAUGAUAUCAAGAAGAAGCCAGCGACAAAUUUGAUUAAACCUCAAGUGACUCAAGUGCAAGCCAAAGCUCAACAAGCGAUCGCGAAAA
Molecule: messenger RNA, 628 nt
Organism: Didymodactylos carnosus
Lineage: Eukaryota; Metazoa; Rotifera; Eurotatoria; Philodinida; Philodinidae
Source: the annotation of a GenBank genome assembly